AUGAUAUUAUAAAAAAAAUCUUUUAACAGUUUAGAGGAAUUUUUAAACUCUUCAGAUUAAUCUUAUUAGAUUCUCCAUAUUGAUCUUAAAGGAAAUGAAAUUGGUGAUGAAGGUUUAUCAUGUUUAUCUCUUGGUUUAGGAAAGUGCACUACUCUCUCAGAUUUGAUACUUGAACUUUGUGGCAAUAAAAUUGGUGCAAUUGGUGUAUCAGGGUUAGGUGUUGAUUUAGGAAAGUGCACUAGUCUCUCUAAUUUGACACUUGAUUUUCUUUGGAAUAAAAUUGGUGAUAAAGGUUCAUCAGAAUUAGGAUCUGGUUUAGGAAAGUGCACUAAUCUCUCAAAUUUGACCCUCAAUUUUUAAGGCAAUGAUAUUGGUGAUGAAGGUGCUUUAGGCAUAGGUUUUGGUUUAGGAAAGUGCACUAAUCUCUCAAAUUUGACACUUAGUCUUCCUGAUAAUGAAAUUGGCUCAACUGGUGCAUCAGGCUUAGCUUCUCAUUUAGGAAAUUGUAUUAAUCUCUAAAAUUUGAUACUUAAUCUUGGUUGCAAUAAAAUUGGUGAUUAAGGUUCGUCAGGGUUAGGUUUUGAUUUAGGAAAGUGUACCAGCCUCUCAAAUUUGGUAAUUGAUCUUCUUGACAAUCAAAUUGGCUCAAUUGGUGCAUCAUAAUUAGGUAAUAAUUUGGGAAAUUGCACUAAUCUCUCAAAUUUGACACUUAAUCUUAGUGCAAAUGUAAUUGACGAUGAAGGUGCAUCAGGCUUAAGUUUUGGCUUAGGAAAGUGUGGAAAUCUCUCAAAUUUGACACUUGAAUUUUGUUGCAAUAAAAUCGGUGAUGAAGGUGCUUCAAAUAUAGUUUCAGGUUUAGAAAAAUGCACUAAUCUCUUAAAUUUGAAUAUUGGUCUUAGUUAUAACGAAAUCAACAAUCAAUCAUAAGUAAAAAGCAUGUAUCUUAAAUUUAAAAGAUUAGUUGUUUUUAGAAUAAAAUUCUGA
Molecule: messenger RNA, 984 nt
Organism: Tetrahymena thermophila SB210
Lineage: Eukaryota; Ciliophora; Oligohymenophorea; Hymenostomatida; Tetrahymenidae
Product: cyclic nucleotide-binding domain protein
Exons: 12
Biological process (GO): positive regulation of MHC class I biosynthetic process; positive regulation of MHC class II biosynthetic process; positive regulation of transcription by RNA polymerase II
Molecular function (GO): protein binding
Source: RefSeq, a predicted model, not a curated record